This is a messenger RNA of Dufourea novaeangliae, 2817 nucleotides long. RefSeq names its product cationic amino acid transporter 3 (gene slif). Gene Ontology annotation, molecular function: amino acid transmembrane transporter activity. The transcript is spliced from 10 exons. Gene Ontology annotation, biological process: transmembrane transport; amino acid transport. The record is from RefSeq and is a predicted model, not a curated record. Lineage: Eukaryota; Metazoa; Arthropoda; Insecta; Hymenoptera; Halictidae. Gene Ontology annotation, cellular component: plasma membrane. Bases 505 to 2310 code for a protein of 601 amino acids.
AAUAAUCCGAGACUGUCUUUCGUUUAUGAUGGUUUACGGUUAAGGUCCCUGGUUAGUAUGUUAUAUGUAUUUUGUCGUCGUCGUUUCGCAGUAGGUAGAGGUCCGCCUCAGCGAAAAGGAAACAAAACAGUGAGAGUUGUUUAUAUACAUUCGAAUAAGACGAAGGCGUCUCUUUCCCCCGAGGCAGGGGACCCGACGCAUACAUUUCGAGCGUUAACGCGGCCGCUUUGAAAUCAUGGUGGGAGGUGAUUGAAGUUUAUUAGCUAGCGGACAGGUGGAAGCGAGCAUCGUUAUAUUAGAGCACAUUGUUAGUUUACGAUCGUACUCCGGUGCGAUCGGUUCCACGGUGUCGACCUACUUCCGAUUUAUUUCACGUAUGUCCAUCCUGCCUGAACAAAGUGUAUUCGUAUGUGAAAAGUUUUCCUUGCGGCUGGUUUCCUUUCUAACACGCAUCUCCGAAAUCAGACAAGUUACAAGGCACCGAAGGUGAAGGGGCGGCUCGGCAUGGCGAGCCGAUUAUGGAGAGCGUUGUCCAGGAGGCGCAUCGAUGAAAACCAGGAUAGCAAAGGCGAGCUGGCCCGUGUUCUCGGCCUGUUCGAUCUCACGGCACUUGGCGUUGGCUCGACCCUCGGCCUCGGCGUCUACGUUCUCGCCGGCAGCAUCGCGAAAGAGACGGCCGGUCCAGCCGUUUGUAUCUCCUUCCUCAUUGCUGCGAUCGCUUCCGCAUUCGCCGGAAUGUGCUACGCAGAAUUCGCUUCCAGGGUUCCAAAGGCAGGAUCGGCGUAUGUCUAUAGUUACAUAACAGUGGGAGAAUUCGUCGCUUUUAUCAUAGGAUGGAAUCUAAUUUUGGAGUACAUAAUAGGUACUGCGAGCGUGGCACGGGGGUUGAGCAAUUAUUUGGACGCGUUACUUGGAAACGUGAUAGGCAAAACGUUGCACGCCGCCAUGCCGAUCAACAUUUCGUUUUUAUCCGAGUAUCCUGAUUUCUUCGCGCUCCUCGUGGUGCUGCUUCUUAUGAUUUUGCUAAGCGUAGGAGUCAAAGAGUCUUCCAUUUUGAAUAACAUUUUCACUGUUGUCAAUUUGAUUACCAUCAUGAUAAUCAUUGUGGCGGGAUCUAUGAAAGCUGAUCCGUCGAAUUGGAGAAUACCAGCAGAGGACAUACCGGAGUCGGUGAAACACGCAGGAUUAGGGGGUUUUGCGCCCUUCGGCAUAAGUGGUAUAAUGAUCGGCGCGGCCAAAUGUUUUUAUGGUUUCGUGGGAUUCGAUGCAGUGGCAACCACCGGGGAGGAAGCUAAAAAUCCUCAGAAGAAUAUACCUAUAGCAAUCGUUGUGUCUUUGAUUAUCAUCUUCAUCGCCUAUUUCAGUAUCUCCACUGUACUAACUAUGAUGUGGCCUUAUUACGAUCAGAAUGCCGAUGCACCAUUUCCUUAUGUGUUCGAUCAAAUUGGGUGGACCACUAUUAAGUGGAUCGUUAAUAUUGGAGCAGCGUUCGCAUUAUGUACGAGUUUAUUGGGCGCAAUGUUUCCAUUGCCGCGGAUUCUUUACGCGAUGGGCAGCGAUGGGAUAAUUUUCAGACAGUUUGCCAGUGUGCACCCCAGAACCAUGACGCCUAUUUUCGGCACAGUGAUUGCCGGUUUAUUCACAGGAGCCAUGACACUUAUAUUUAAUCUUCAUCAACUGAUAGAUAUGAUGUCCAUUGGAACGCUGUUAGCGUACACGAUAGUGGCUGUGUCGGUUCUAAUAUUGAGAUACCAAGGGAAGGACUGCACCUCUAACAAUAAUCAUUUAGCAACGAUGAACGGUUACGAAUUGACGCCAAUUCAUAUCCUAAAACAGAUAUUCAAUUUGCACAAUCAAAAGGAGAUAACUGAAACGUCCACCAAAGUUGCAAAAUAUGGUAUUGCGAUGUUAUGUGUUGUUAUAUUUGUUAUCGCGUUGUUCAUUAACAACGUGGGCGCAGAUGCCUUUGGCAAAAACGUAAUAGAAACUGUGAUACUAGUCGUACUUGUGAUAAUAUUAUUAUUAAAUUUAGCAGCUGUCGCGAGACAACCUGUCCAGGAGGUUGACAUAGCAUUUAAGGUACCAUUAGUGCCACUUUUACCGUGUUGCAGUGUUUUCAUAAACCUAUAUUUAAUGUUACAACUGGAUGCUUUUACGUGGAUUAGAUUUUCCAUAUGGUUGCUAAUCGGUUUUAUUAUUUAUUUCUUUUACGGUAUAUCUCACAGUAAACAAGGGGAAAGAGAUAAAAUGGAGGCUGAAAUGAUGAAAAGGAAAUACGCGGAUCAAGUUAGAAUCGUAACUAGAUUCUAACAGCGAACAUUGCACUAUGUGAUAUGUCUGGUAUUAAUGUAUAAAAAAAUUUUCUCAGAGAAAACCAUAGGUAUUAUCAAGAAGUGAUGACCACUACGACUUUAAAAUACGAUUAAUAUAUAUUAGUCGUGUUAGCGUGUCGUUAAAAAAAGGAGGACAUUAACAUUCCGACUGUAUAGAACAUUUUUUACAUAGCAUUACUGCAAUGCAGAAUAGUUCUUAUCAUGAAAAUUUAAGACGCCAGUAAAAUGCUGGCCAUUUUACAUCGGUACAAUGCAUAAAUUAUUGCGAGUCAUUUUAAGUAUACUCAACAACAUUGUAUUCAGUGAAAACGGAACUCUGACCUACUGUGUAGCGUAUGAUGAUAUUGUAACAUCUGUUUGUUCCUUUUUAUAUUUAUAUACGAAAACGUGUUGAUACAAUGUACAUAUUUCUUAAAGAAAUUUUACUACGUUUAUUGAUUGUUUAAGUGCUAUUUGCACUGAUGAAAUAUAUUGUUUUAUAUUA